This is a messenger RNA of Neomonachus schauinslandi (Hawaiian monk seal), 3557 nucleotides long. It is a transcript of the gene HGF, whose product is annotated as hepatocyte growth factor. The coding region runs from base 213 to 2405 and encodes 730 amino acids. Gene Ontology annotation, biological process: positive regulation of protein phosphorylation; negative regulation of apoptotic process; proteolysis. The record is from RefSeq and is a predicted model, not a curated record. Lineage: Eukaryota; Metazoa; Chordata; Mammalia; Carnivora; Phocidae. The transcript is spliced from 18 exons. Gene Ontology annotation, molecular function: signaling receptor binding; serine-type endopeptidase activity.
GUGGAAGAGAGUAAAGGGCUGUUGUUAAACAGUUUCUUACCAUAAGAGGGAGUUCAGACCUAGAUCUUUCCAGUUAAUCACACAACAAACUUAGCUCAUCGCAAUAAAAAGCUGCUCAGAGGCGACUGGUUCUUUUAGGCACUGAGUCGGAACAGGCUUCUCUCAGCCAGGCAUCUCGUCCAGUGGGAUCCGCCAGCGCGUCCGGCAGCACCAUGUGGGGGACCAAACUUCUGCCAGUCCUGCUCCUGCAGCAUGUCCUCCUCCAUCUCCUUCUGCUUCCCAUCGCCAUCCCCUAUGCAGAAGGACAGAAGAAAAGAAGAAACACACUUCAUGAAUUCAAAAAGUCAGCAAAGACUACUCUAAUUAAAGAAGACCCAUUACUGAAGAUAAAAACAAAAAAAAUGAACACUGCAGACCAAUGUGCCAAUAGAUGUAUUAGGAAUAAAGGACUUCCAUUCACUUGCAAGGCUUUUGUUUUUGAUAAAGCAAGGAAACGAUGCCUCUGGUUCCCUUUCAAUAGCAUGACAAGUGGAGUGAAAAAAGAGUUUGGUCACGAAUUUGAUCUCUAUGAAAACAAAGACUACAUUAGAAACUGCAUCAUUGGUAAAGGAGGUAGCUACAAGGGAACCGUAUCUAUCACUAAGAGUGGCAUCAAAUGCCAGCCCUGGAAUUCCAUGAUCCCACAUGAACACAGCUUUUUGCCUUCGAGCUAUCGGGGUAAAGACCUACAGGAAAACUACUGUCGAAAUCCUCGAGGGGAAGAAGGGGGACCUUGGUGUUUCACAAGCAAUCCAGAGGUACGCUACGAAGUCUGUGACAUUCCUCAGUGUUCAGAAGUUGAAUGCAUGACCUGCAAUGGGGAAAGUUAUCGAGGUCCCAUGGAUCAUACAGAAUCAGGCAAGAUUUGUCAGCGCUGGGAUCAUCAGACACCACACCGGCACAAAUUCUUGCCAGAAAGAUAUCCCGACAAGGGCUUUGAUGAUAAUUAUUGCCGCAAUCCUGAUGGCAAGCCCAGGCCAUGGUGCUAUACUCUUGACCCUGACACCCCCUGGGAGUACUGUGCAAUUAAAAUGUGUGCUCACAGUACUAUGAAUGACACAGAUGUCCCUAUGGAAACAACUGAAUGCAUUCAAGGUCAAGGAGAAGGUUACCGGGGCACCAUCAAUACUAUUUGGAAUGGAAUUCCAUGUCAGCGUUGGGAUUCCCAGUAUCCUCACCAGCAUGACAUAACUCCUGAAAAUUUCAAGUGCAAGGACCUAAGAGAAAAUUAUUGCCGAAAUCCAGAUGGAGCUGAAUCACCCUGGUGUUUUACCACUGAUCCAAACAUCCGAGUUGGCUACUGCUCCCAAAUUCCAAAAUGUGAUGUGUCAAGUGGACAAGAUUGUUAUCGUGGGAAUGGCAAAAAUUAUAUGGGCAGUUUAUCCAAAACCCGAUCUGGACUAACAUGUUCAAUGUGGGAGAAGAACAUGGAAGACUUGCACAGGCAUAUCUUCUGGGAGCCAGAUGCUAGUAAGCUGAAUAAGAAUUACUGCCGGAAUCCUGAUGAUGAUGCCCAUGGUCCCUGGUGUUACACAGGAAAUCCUGUCAUUCCAUGGGAUUAUUGUCCUAUUUCUCGUUGUGAAGGUGAUACCACACCUACAAUAGUCAAUUUAGACCAUCCUGUAAUAUCUUGUGCCAAAACAAAACAAUUACGAGUUGUAAAUGGAAUUCCAACGCGAACUAAUGUAGGAUGGAUGGUUAGUUUGAAAUACAGAAAUAAACAUAUCUGUGGAGGAUCAUUGAUAAAGGAAAGUUGGAUUCUUACUGCAAGACAAUGUUUCCCUUCUCGAAACAAAGACUUGAAGGAUUAUGAAGCUUGGCUUGGGAUUCAUGAUGUCCACGGAAGAGGUGACGAGAAACGCAAACAGGUUCUAAAUGUUUCCCAGCUGGUAUAUGGGCCUGAAGGAUCAGAUCUGGUAUUACUGAAGCUUGCUAGGCCUGCUGUCCUGGAUGAUUUUGUUAGUACAAUUGAUUUACCUAAUUAUGGAUGCACCAUUCCUGAAAAAACUACUUGCAGUGUUUAUGGCUGGGGUUAUACUGGAUCCAUCACCUCUGAUGGUCUAUUACGAGUAGCACAUCUCUAUAUUAUGGGAAAUGAGAAAUGCAGCCAAUACCAUCAAGGGAAGGUGACUCUGAAUGAGUCUGAAAUAUGUGCUGGAGCUGAAAAUAUUGUAUCAGGACCAUGUGAGGGAGAUUAUGGUGGCCCACUUGUUUGUGAACAACAUAAAAUGAGAAUGGUUCUUGGUGUCAUUGUUCCCGGUCGUGGAUGUGCCAUUCCAAAUCGUCCUGGCAUUUUUGUCCGAGUAGCAUAUUAUGCAAAAUGGAUACACAAAAUUAUAUUAACGUAUAAGAUACCACAGUCAUAGCUGAUGUAACUGUGUCUGAAUCUUCCGUCAAUAGAAUUCUCUUUUACCUGAAGAUUUCAGAGAACAUGGAAUUAAAAUGUCACUUAAAGCAAUCCUAAGACAACUACUUGAGUGUCAUGUUUGUUAAGAUACUCAUUAAUAUUUAUGGGUGUUUUCUGUUGUUUUGUUUGUCAGUGUUAUUUUGUAAAUGUUGAAGUGAAUUAAGGUACAUGCAAGUGUAGUAACAUAUCUCCUGAAGAUACUUGAAUGGAUUAAAAACUGCAAAGGUAUAAUUGCUGGAUGAUAAAAGAUUUAAUGGAAAAGUUCAAUUAAUCUCUACGCUGCUUUCCAAAGUUAGUUUAUGAAUAAACCAUAAGUUAAACAUUAUUUUAACCUCACAAAGACAAUUUAUGCCUUUGUCCUUAAGUUGUAACUCUGUAUUAAAUUAUAUUACCUUUCAUAUACCAUACAUUAUAUUUCAUUCAUUCCUCCUCACUGUGUAUCCUCUAAUACUGGUCUACAUCCUUUCUACAAAAUUAUGUGCCCAUCUAUGCAGACCUUGGUACACAUGUGCAUGCACUAGAGUUCAAAUCAUGGUAUAUCUAAUGUAACCUCUAAAUAUUCUGAAAGUGUGUACCUGUAGUUUUUCCUUAAGAGAAAAAUAGAAAUUUUUAAAGACCAGUAGAAAUUUUAAGGAAAGGUGCAAGAUAGAAGUGACCAGCUCAUUCUCUAUAUGUAAUCUGCAGAUGACCUCUACUGGUUGACAUUUAAGGUGUGGUCAUGACCCACAAAGUUAAGUAACACCAAAUCUAGGUGUUUAAAUAUAUUUAUCAUCCUAGUCAUCUUGUAGUUUCUAAUUCUUAAAGGGAAGAGGGUAAUAUGUGUAUUAGUAUUAUUUCUUUCCUUCAAAUUUAGGGACCUUAUUUAUGUAAGAUAUUUUUAGAUCUACUUUCCUGAAGUAUUUUCUUUAUUAUUCUUACGUAAUUGUCCAAUUGAAGCUUAAAAAAUUAUUUAAGUAGGUUAAUUCUAAGACUUGCUGCUGUGAUUGGCUUGAGGUCAUCGUCUUUAAAUUUUUAAAAAUUAUUUCAGAGGAAAAUUUCCAUAUGUCCCCAAAGAUUUGUAAAUGGACUUUCAUCAAACUAUGAAUUAAAGUAUAUGUUGAAGAAAAAAAAA